Molecule: messenger RNA, 333 nt
Organism: Ruditapes philippinarum (Manila clam)
Lineage: Eukaryota; Metazoa; Mollusca; Bivalvia; Venerida; Veneridae
Product: protein GVQW3-like
Exons: 1
Source: RefSeq, a predicted model, not a curated record
AUGACAUCACAAGAACGCCUUGAAUUGCGUGCCAACAUAAAGUUCUGCAUGGAAUUAGGUGAAACGCCUACCGACACAUAUAAAAAGCUGCAGAGGAUCAGAGGAGAGAAUGCUGUUUUUCGAGCACUCGUUUUUAAGUGGUUCCGGCGAUUCUUUGAAGGGCGGAAGUCACUUGAAGAUGAUGAAGGGUGUGGAAGAAGGUCGAGCGUCAAGCCGUCAGAUGUGACGUCAAUUGAAGAUAUUAUCAAGGAGGACGCAAGAGUGACCGUUCGAGAGAUAUCAGAAGUAACUGGGAUGAGCUAUGGUAUCACCAAGAAAUUGAACAUGCGAAAG